AUGCGAUUCAUCGGCCCUCAGCUCUCUUCUCCCACCAGCCUGACGACCUGCUCCAACGGGCUCAGUGAAUUUGCCCGGCCCGACCAGUCGCAUCAGCCUCGGUACAUCAAUCUUCCAGCGGCUUCGGUCGGCGGCCAGCUCGGCCCGACGGGGCAACAGACUCAGCCGGUGCGUGCGGGCGGUCUGGGAGGCAACAUGGCUUUCUGGCACUCUUCGUUGCCGCUGGCUUUGAGCAGCAGUCUUUGUCUGAGCCCUAGUUCGGCCAGGACGACCAAAUUCGGCAUUGGCGUGAGUGGUUGCCAAGAGACUGGUCAGGAAGAGAUGCAGACGAGCGAAGCAGCAGAGCAGACGAGUCGAAGCCGACUGGCGGUGAUGCGAUCGUUGUCGAGUCCGUUGGGCAAUCUGGCCGAAGAGACGCAAGAAGAGCGGGAUCCGGAAGACGAGAUGACGCCAAUCAGUCGGAGCCGAGAAAGCAGAAGACUUGCGAGCAAUUGGACAAACGAGACGAGCCGGGCCACGUUGGAACCGAAAGAAGAGGAAGAAGAGGAUGAUGAAAACGACGACGAC
Molecule: messenger RNA, 567 nt
Organism: Protopolystoma xenopodis
Lineage: Eukaryota; Metazoa; Platyhelminthes; Monogenea; Polystomatidea; Polystomatidae
Source: the annotation of a GenBank genome assembly